AUGCACAGUUGUGAAAAAUUAUUUGAUUUCUUCUGUUUUUGCUUUUUGGCAAAAUUUCAAAGUUUCAGAUCAAAGAAUGAUAAUUUUAUUUAAUUAUGAAAAAACAAAUCAUUCCAAAACAACCUGGUCCAAUGUGAUAAAGUAACAUCCUCUAAUGACCUCAAGUGUUUGUAAUAACCGUCUUUUUCAUGACUUUGUUUAAAAUAAGCCACACAGGAGAGUUUUCUGGCAUGAAGAACCUGUUGUAGCGCACGCCACGUAAUUUCAAAUGGAUUUCAGUCCAGUCUUUGACCAGACCAAUCUUAAAACUUUUUUUGUAUUACUAGCAUGUUGUAUUUCAUUUUCCUUUAAUAGAUGAGUAUCCAACUCCAAAGGUUCUGUGUCAUAUCUUUGUAUUUAAAUGUCUUCAUAGAUGCAGAAUAUCCUGAUUUUAACCACAAACAUCCAGUUUGAGAAAAUGAAGAUAAACAGGCAAAAACAUUUGUGGAGCUAUCAGAAACAUUAAUGAUUGUGUUUAGAAAAUCAAACAUCUCUUGCAUAGCACUGUCAAACAAAUGUUGCAUAAUAACUACAAUUACAUCACAAUUCCUUUCUUUCUAUGUCUAUACUACUACAUCCUUAGUGAGAGAGGAUGUGCAAAUUGAUCUGGAGUAGAUAUUUUAAAAUUGCUGCACAUCCAAAUGGUAGAUAGUAAUUUUGCCUGUAAUCUCAGUUUGAUGACAAUACAGGUUUUUUAAAGACACGCAUGUAAUGAACUGAAAGAGCCAAUUAAUCAUCUUUGAGAGACUUUAUGAGGUUGAGAGCAUCUAAUGUCAAUUUUUAUUCCACAAAUUUCCCAAUUUCUUUGGUACUAAACUGGAUGGAAAAAAGGAUGAUGUUUCAAAAUGUUGCUAAAACACACGUGAGAACGGUCAAGGAUAAAAACGUGUUGAAAUUUAAAGCAUUGUUGGGCUGUUCCAAUUUUUUAUGUCAAAACAAAAAAAGGUGAGUCCCAACAAUAAGUCCACAUAUGGCCUUUCUUCUGCACUGAGAGACCAGGAUGUGAGAGCAGAGAGGAAGCUCAGUGGCUCCUGGUAACUCUGCAGGAGCUGUAGAGAUCCAGAGCUCAUGUGGAAGAAGCAGAAAAAGUGAUUCACUGCACAAAUCUCAUCUUUAUUGCUGUUUACUAAUAUUUAAAUUGAUGUAAUGUUCUGAAACACUUAAGAGUGACAAAAAAAUUAAAUGAGGAAAGAGCCCAAACACUUUUUUCAUGUCAUUGUACUUCAAUAUCCUAUGAAUUUGGACAUUUCCAAGGUGUAUGAACAGUUUAGAUCUAAGAAAAAACUUUUUGGUUUUCCAGAAAAUUCAAAUUCUCACAUCACAAGAAACUUUUUUCUAUUUAAGCUUUAAUUAAAUACAUUGACUUUCUUGUUUUUUUAUUAUAAAUGCACCAUUUCAUCUCUUCAUUCAUCAUCUGCAACAUCUUCAAACUGUUGAACCCUCAUCCAUCCAUUCACCAGUUUCUGUGGAACCUCAGUGAUAUUUAACGAUGCAAAAUGGUUUCUGCAUCGUUUGUUAUGCUGAGACAAUUUCACUCAUCAUGUUUUUUUCAGACCAUCAAAUUUCAUUACUCACAUCCUGACUGAUCUUUUGUGGCUCAGCAGAUACAGCCAGGGUGGUCAUUACGCAUUUCAUAUUCUAAAGGCAGAUAUUUUGAUUUAACGCAUCAUUAUUCUUUUAAUUUCCAAGGCCUUUCUAAAUUAACUCCAGCCCCGUAGCCACUGCUUUAAAAUCCUGGGACGUCUGCCCAUUUUCCAAAAUCAAACCUAACAGAGGGGUGGGCUCUCUGGCACACAUACCACAUCCCUGGAGAAUUAACAGUAUUUUAUUUGACAUUUGAAAGAAUAUGUAAGUGGUACACAUAUCUCAGAUUGAAGUGUUUCUAAGUAAACUCAAGUCUGACUGAAAACUGAGAACAAAAUUAAAUAAAGUAAGGAAAAUUCUGUUUUGAGUUUUUCCACUUAUGAAUGAUAGAGCAAUAUAAACAACAGUUUUAUUUUGCUAAAUUUAUGCCGGAUUGUUUUUGGUAAAAUAAAAUAUGCAGCAACAACUAAGAACUGGCUUCACAUUGACAGUAAUAGAAAUAUUUUUCUCCCCUUUGUCUCUGUGUCUCCUUUGGCAUUCAAAUAAUCCAGCUUUUGACUCUUUCUGCUCUCUUUAACCUGUCAGCAAGAGCUUGAAACGUAAUCUCACGCUGUUUAGCAAUUCAUCUGAAUUUAAGAUGAUUCACUUGAAGCAGAAGCCCUUUUUGCAAAGAACUCAACCUACAAAUAAAGAUAUCAUUAUUAUAUCAAUUACUUUCAUACAAUUCUCUGCUGACUUAAAACAUUACCGUUUGUUUAUGUUAUGUCAGUCAAAAUGAACGAUACUUAGAAAUGUUAAGUCAUACCUUAACAAAACUAAUAGUUUUGAGUUUGAGUCAUUUCGAACAAAAACGUGUCAAUUUUAUGUAUUUUUUUAUUAUUCUUUCCUCAAAGUGAACAAUUACUCUCAGGUGAACUUUAAAUGUUACUGAUUGUUUAAAGUUGUGCAGAGCUUUACCCAAAGUGUGUCUCCUAUGUUGUCAAUAAAUUUGUGAACAAAGCAGUAUUGGAAAAGGCAUAUUUGCAGUAAAAAAGAAAAGAAAGUAAAACAUACAUAUUCAGUGUCUUGUUCUCAUUUAACUGUAGAUUCCAAAAGAUUGUGAAAACCGUGUUUAUUGCCGUCAUGAGAACUUUCAAAGAUCUGACUUUGUGUCAGUGAAAGAAACACUUAAUUUAGACAGUUUAUAUUUCACUGGUUUUACUUUAAGUAAUUUUGAUUGUUGGAAAAAUAACCACUGAACUCUUUAGCCUUGCACAAUUACACUUGGCUGAAUGGUGGUGGGAAGCGAGAAGAGAAAUGACCUCUGAAAAAUUCCUGGAAUGAAACAUAUGGACAUAAAGAUAGAAAUCAGAAAAGACUGCCAAUAAAUGUAAGUAGGCAAAUGUCCUCUGUGAACAAGUGAAGAGAAUCUCAGUCAUUUUUGUUCUAUACUGAUAAACUGGUUAUGAGCACAUUAAUUAUAAAAAGAUUAAUUGAACAAAAAGCAGUCCCCUCGUGCGUCAUUAAAGUAAAAUCAAUAACAAAGUGCAUUGUCCUAUUCCCAUGAUGCUAAACAGUUUACAUUCUCAGAAGAUCAAUAUGACUUUAGAAAAGCUCAAAGCAGGCAAGCACAUCCGCUCCGAGAUGCCUUUCGAUAUGGGCAAUAAAAAGCACAUGUUUACAGCGCCGAGGGUGAUUUUCUAGGAACGUAGCCGGUGCUUUUAGUGCCUCUCCUGAGCAAGCUUAUGACUCAAAUAUUUUAUGUGCCAACAAAUGCAUCCAUCCAUUUAUUACCAGAGCGGCUUCAAAAGAGGGGAGUGCCUUGAUGAUGUCAUAUCACUGAAUCCAUUAACAUUCAAAGCACGACUGAUAAUAUUUGAAUUAAUCCGCUAACACUCACCCUGAUUUACAGAUUUUUGGUUUUUUGGAUGUUCUCUACAAGUGACCGGAAAUAAAUACAGUAGAGGGGGGGAAGUUACAGAUGCACACAAACAUAGAGCUUACAGCUCCUGAAAACUCAAAAUAUGGUUUCUCAAAAAAUUUUAAUAUUACAUCUGCUCAAUGGAAAAAGAAUUUUAAAAAAGGAAGAAAAACAUCUUAUAAUACUGAAUGAUAGGAGGGAGUGUUGAGUUAUCCAGCAGACAGUCACUGACACUUUCCAAAAGGAGGUUAAGCCAAAACAGCUGAAAAGACACAUUCAAAGGAUGAAGUGUGAAAGCAUGUUAAAUGAAAAUUGUGAAGAACAAAGAACUAUGGUAGAAACAACUUAAUUGUCAUUUCUCUGCUUCAUAUAGAAGAUUAUAGCUGCAGAAUUGUGAGUACAGAAAUGACAGAUUACUGAAAAACAUUUCCAUGUACCACACAGUCCAAGGAUAUCAUCUCUUGAAAAGGCUUAAUUUCACAAUUGUCUCAAAGCUGCAGUUAUCAUGGUUGCCUGUGUAACAUUUUCUACAUUUUCUUCCUUCCACUUAACUUUCUGUUAAAAUUUUACACUCAGCACUCAUUAUAAAAACAAACAUCCAAAAUUAGAAGGCUAUUUAAAGUAAAUGUGCAAGAUUAACUGGAAUAAAUGCCAAUUUAUGUGUCAAUUUUUAAAUCUAAGUCAAAUAAAUCUACUUUUCAAAAAAUAUUUUGAAAAGUAGAUUAAUAUUUUAUUUUUUAGAUGCGUGUAUUCGUGUAUAUAUAAAUUGUUGCACAUUUUUUUUUAGAUAUAAUGCAGCUCUGGGGGUCUUUCCCUGAGGAUGGUUCGUGCUGCAGAACCGAUCAGUGAAAGUGCACAUGGCCACCAAGUGGUGGUGAUAAGUAGGACCUUUUAUUGCUCCUGACGAACUGGGGACCCUAUAACACGGGCUCAUGCGCUGUGUUGCUGCCCAUUCCGAAGACUCUCAGCAGAGAUGAUGCUAGUUUAUUUUCUUCAUCUCCAGUUUUAACAUUUAUGUUUAGACUUUGGGUGUAAACGCCGCAUUCUUUAUUUCUCUAAAACUAUAUUUCUAAAUAUUUUUGUUGCUUGGUGGAUUACAGGCAGGUGAGCUGAAUUAAUGUACUUCAUAAUUUUGUUUCAAUGUUUUGCAGUUUCAGUCUUGUUCUCGGGAUGUAAUUCUUUAGACAAAAUAUUCUCUUUUUCUGUUUGAAGAAUAAUAAAAAUAUUCCCUGACAUCCCCUCUUUUUACAGACUAUGGGUGACGUCCGAAACAACGUAAAACCCUUUUGCCAUCUGGGGAUUAUAAACUGACCUUGACUAUGCCUUGGCACCUGUAAGGACGCAAGGAAGACUUAGGCGCUCACGACCCUCUCUUGGUGACCAAACCACUACGAGUCCUUCUGCAGAGAGGACGAGACUGCAGCAAUGGAAACUAUUUCCAAUGAAAGUGAUAUCUGGCAACUGAACGAAUCUUGGAGGAACUCCAACCUUCUGAACGGGACCGGCGGGCUGAAUCAAACGAACCCCCUGGAGAGGAAUGAGGAGGUGGCGAAGGUGGAGGUGACCGUGCUCGCUCUGGUGCUCUUCUUGGCGCUCGCAGGGAACCUGUGCGUCCUGCUGGCCAUCCACACCACCAAACACAGCCAGUCCCGCAUGUAUUACUUCAUGAAGCACCUGAGCAUCGCCGAUCUGGUCGUGGCUAUAUUCCAGGUCCUCCCUCAACUUAUCUGGGACAUCACAUUUCGGUUCUACGGACCAGAUAUUUUGUGCAGGUUGGUUAAAUACCUGCAGGUUGUCGGGAUGUUUGCAUCCACUUAUAUGUUAGUUUUGAUGUCCGUAGACCGCUGUUUGGCCAUAUGCCAGCCUCUCCGCUCUCUGCACAGAAGAAAAGAUCGUUUUUAUGUGAUAUUUUCUUGGCUCCUCAGCCUGCUCUUCAGCACCCCGCAGAUAUUCAUCUUUUCCCUCAGAGAGGUCGGCUCAGGAGUGUACGACUGCUGGGGCGACUUCGUGAAACCCUGGGGAGCGAAAGCUUACAUUACAUGGAUCAGCCUCACUAUCUACAUUAUCCCCGUGGCCAUACUGAGCAUUUGCUACGGUCUGAUCAGCUUUAAGAUAUGGCAAAACUUUAAGCUGAAAACCAGACGCGAACAGUGCAUCAGCCUGACCCCCAAAACCUGCAAAAGCAACACGCUGGCCCGGGUGAGCAGCGUGAGGCUCAUCUCCAAGGCGAAGAUAACCACCGUGAAAAUGACUUUUGUGAUUGUGGUGGCGUACAUCGUGUGCUGGACUCCCUUUUUCUCAGUCCAGAUGUGGUCUGCGUGGGAUCCAGCUGCACCCCGGGAGGCCAUGCCCUUCAUCAUCUCCAUGCUGCUUGCAAGCCUCAACAGCUGCUGUAACCCCUGGAUCUAUAUGUGCUUCGCUGGGCAUCUCUUCCAUGACCUGAGGCAGAACUUUCUGUGUUGUUCCGCUCGCUACCUUAAGUCAUCCCAGUGCCACUGUGAGCAUGACUUUGACUCCAGCCACAAGAGCAACUCGUCAACCUUUGCCAUUAAGAGCACCAGCAGUCAGAGGAGCAUCACACAGACAUCCACCACGUAAGCCCCUGGCCUCCUUUUUUUCCUGUCUCCCAAGCUGCCCACUCAGCCUCUCACUACAUGCUGCUCCCCAUAAAUUUUCCAGCGGUUCGAUUUUUUCAAAAUGCCUCUCUCUGUAAGACUUGCUGUUAAAGCCCAGAAGGGGGAAAACAACCCACACAGUCCUUUCAUUUCUGCAUAAAUUUAUUAUUUAACUGUGAAUCUGAAAGCAUUAAUCAACAGAAAUUUUUUUCAUGAAUUUCAAUGAGAUAAUUAAGGACUAAAAAGAUUGACUGAAUGAAACUUUUUCUAUGUGUUUCUUUUUGUUAUAUACUUGCUCUAAAUGUACAUUUUAAGGUGUAUCUUAGUGUUUAUUGUGCACACAAACUGAAUAAAAAGACUAUUUGACGAAUGUUGAUGCGUUGUAAAUUGUUACGGUUUUGUCCAGUUUGUCUGUGUUGUUAUUAUAAAUUUAUUCCUCUGUUAUAAAUUCGAUAUAACAGAUAUAACUGUUGUUCAGCUUGUUACAUAUUUGCACAGAUAUAAACUGUUACUUCAAGGUUUUGUUAAGUUUAUUAUGCCAUGCCUGUCUCUGCUAAACAUUGGACAAAUGGUUUGAAAACAAUAAAAGAAAAUUAAAGUACUAA
This is a messenger RNA of Xiphophorus couchianus (Monterrey platyfish), 6743 nucleotides long. RefSeq names its product oxytocin receptor a (gene oxtra). Gene Ontology annotation, cellular component: plasma membrane. The record is from RefSeq and is a predicted model, not a curated record. NCBI's taxonomy places the organism in Eukaryota, Metazoa, Chordata, Actinopteri, Cyprinodontiformes, Poeciliidae. Gene Ontology annotation, biological process: female pregnancy; G protein-coupled receptor signaling pathway; regulation of systemic arterial blood pressure by vasopressin. Gene Ontology annotation, molecular function: peptide binding; oxytocin receptor activity; vasopressin receptor activity. The transcript is spliced from 2 exons. The coding region runs from base 4949 to 6121 and encodes 390 amino acids.